Molecule: messenger RNA, 624 nt
Organism: Rotaria sp. Silwood2
Lineage: Eukaryota; Metazoa; Rotifera; Eurotatoria; Philodinida; Philodinidae
Source: the annotation of a GenBank genome assembly
AUGAAUGAAACAAUAGACGAUAAUAAAAUCGAAUCUCAAUCAUCAAUAAUACAUGUUGUUGAAGGUUCUAUUGCAUCUCGUACGAAAGAAAUAACAAAACAACCAAAACGUGAACGUAGUUCAACUGUUCAAAUUCUACCACCAGCACCUAAAAUAAAAAAAGAUCAAAGAGAUGCACAACAACGUAUAUUUGGUCCAAUACGUCGUUUUUAUUAUCGUUCAUUUCGUAUAGUUUCAAAACUAUGUACAUUUACUGAAGAAGAAAAAUCUAAUGUUGAUUCACUUGAAUUAUGUUCUAUUCUUGCUUAUUCAUGUUUAAAACCAAAAGUUCGAUGUUUUGAUAAAAAACCACCAAUAUUUGUUUUAGAUCAACUUAUUCGUAAUGGUAAUGCAUUUUUACAUGUAAAAGGAUCACAAGAACAUGUAUCAAUUAUUAGUAAACCAUUAAAACCACCAAAAAUAAUGAAUACAAUUGGUUCAACAAAACAAACUAAUCGUACAUUAUCAAAACAUGUUAAAAUUUUAUUAAAUCCGUUAUCAGCAAAUGUAUAUAUGCGUGUUGGAUUAUCAUGUCGAUAUCGUCAUGUUGGAAUAUUAUUAUCAUGUUCAACAACAAAUUUAUGA